AUGGAAAUCGGUCUCGACCCUUCACUUGAACUAUCGUCGGAACCCUUGCCGCUGCCGCCGCCGCCGCCAACUACGCAUUUCGACGUUCACAUCCGCAAACAUGCUUUGUCUCUCGAACGGGAUGACGAACCCUCUUACAAACGGCAGAAAUCAUCUCUCCCAGGUAUGGUCGGUAUGACCAAGGAGGAACAUGCUUGGGCGGCGGGUUGGAGGUCGAAGAGACCUAUUUUGCCUGAACGUCCAGCUCUAGUAUCUGGCUUUCGUAGAGCUGACGAGGACUUACGGCAACUUUAUGUCCCAGGCACUACCGACAACCGACAUGCUGGUCAGUGGUACAUAGAGAGAUCCGCCUUGCCCUCCAUGUCAGGCUAUUCCCAACAUGGUAGGCAGCCUGAGUUCGUCACCCAGGAUAUGAUGAUGGCCGAGACUCAGCGUGAAGACGUGUUUGCCCUUGACGCUGACGUUCAUAUGCACGCCGAAGAUGUAGAAUCUCCGCUCCAUCUGGGCACUUCCCCUCACGUCGUGACACUUGCUACGAGACAAGAGCACAGGCCCGAACUGCCCCUGCGGCCCCUUGAUCCCACGCACCUACGCACAGAGUUUCCGUAUAUCUCACGCGGAAACACGGCGCUCGGAGACUCGCAGAAUGGGCCGAUCUACAGCGAUAGAGAUAUGCCGUACGGACUGCCUUCAUCGAGUGCACUCGUUGUCAUUACUGGGCAGGCUCCAGCUCAAUAUGAUGCGAAAAGGCAUGACGUGCCUUUGACUGAGGUCAGUCCGAGCCCUCUCAUCGUUAACUACGUUAACCCGAAGGCACAGGGGGAUGUUCAUAUGGAUACUCCGGUUGCAGUCUCGGUUGAACGUGCCAACGCAACAAGCAUCGACAGCGCCGAGAGCUUGGUUUACAAGUCGAACUCGACGCAGGUCCUGACCGGGCCUGGUAUACCGCCAGCACCAUCCGCUCGCCCUCUGCACAAUCACUACGCUGCCCAAUGGGCCCUUGGGAAUACAGCGAGCGUCAGGAACGCCGAGGGUUGGGCUCCCAAUGUGAACUCGACGCAGGUCUUGUCCGGGCCUGGUAUACCGCCACCGCCCGCUGCUUUCCGUGGAUCCUUACCCCAUGUUCACGCUACUCCGUGGGCACUUGGGGCCGCAAUAAGCAGUAACAGCGACCAGGAUCGGGCUUCUACGGCGAACUCGACGCAGGUCCCGUUCUCUCCUAACAUAUCAUCAACGCCGUCCCAUCCGAUGCAUGGUCCGAAUCACGGAGCCGUGUCUGUCGCCAAUUCUUCUCAGGAUCUGGCUGGUUCUCGUAGACCGUCGGCUUCGUCCGCCCCGAAGGGUCUUCUACAUAAUGAACACGUUGGCCCGCAGGAGCAUAGUAGUAUGCAUAUGAAUCCACGGAUGGCUACCGCUCACAAGACUACGGCUAUUACCAACAUCGAAAGUCGGGCUCCCAGCGCGAACUUGACCCAGGUUUUGUCUGGUUCCGGUAUACCGCCAGUGUCAUCCUCGCCGACCCUUAAUGAUGCCAGGGCUGGCGCCGCACAGGUAAUCACUUCGUUGCCUGAGCAACAGUUGCCGUAUUCGGAUGCACCCACUGCUCAGCAAGCCCAGUCCUCCUCAUUCCCAGAGGCUAGCCAACUUCAUCAACAUAUCUCCUUCGCUCCUCCCAUGAAGGAUGCUGAAUCCGAGAUGUACGAUUUCAAUCAGCUAAUCUCACGAGGGGCCCGUGGCUUCCCACCAGAAGUCAAAAUGCCGUCCGGGUUGCUCCUUGACCUUAAGCGAACUGUGCGUAUCACAAGUUCAGUCAAGUAG
Messenger RNA from Peniophora sp. CBMAI 1063, 1818 nucleotides. Lineage: Eukaryota; Fungi; Basidiomycota; Agaricomycetes; Russulales; Peniophoraceae. The record is from the annotation of a GenBank genome assembly.